Messenger RNA from Pyrenophora tritici-repentis Pt-1C-BFP, 570 nucleotides. Lineage: Eukaryota; Fungi; Ascomycota; Dothideomycetes; Pleosporales; Pleosporaceae. The record is from RefSeq and is a predicted model, not a curated record.
AUGGUGGUUGCGACAAUCAAGUAUGCGCCACCCUCAAACCUCACCAUCGCGCACUAUACUAACCCCAUCUUCUCUAUAGUCUUCGACAACUAUGCCGUGACCGUAAUGAUUGGUGAUGAACCAUACACGCUCGGUCUUUUUGAUACCGCCGGACAGGAGGAUUACGAUCGCCUCCGACCGCUCUCCUACCCCCAGACUGACGUCUUCCUUGUCUGCUUCUCAGUCACUUCCCCCGCCUCUUUCGAGAACGUGCGCGAAAAAUGGUUCCCCGAAGUACAUCACCACUGCCCGGGUGUGCCGUGCCUGAUUGUCGGCACACAGGUGGAUCUCCGGGAAGACACGGCGGUAAAGGACAAGCUAUCGAAGCAAAGGAUGGCCCCGGUAAAGAAGGAGGACGGAGAGCGGAUGGCACGAGAACUCGGCGCGGUCAAGUACGUCGAGUGCUCGGCGCUAACCCAGUACAAACUCAAGGACGUGUUUGAUGAGGCCAUUGUAGCAGCGCUUGAGCCACCAGCGGCGAAGAAGGAGGGGGGCGAGAGAAAGAAGGGAAAGAAAUGCAGCAUACUUUAA